AUGUCACAUCCGCGAUCAAAGCACAAAGGCGAUCUGCCAUGCAAGUGCAGAGGCCGCAGCUGGAGCUGGCCGAGGCGUGACGAUUCAUGCAGACGCUCCUGCCAGCAGCUGGGAGCUGGCCGAGGCGUCACGAUUCAUGCAGACGCUCCUGCCAGCAGCUGGGAGCUGGCCGAGGCGUCACGAUUCAUGCAGACGCUCCUGCCAGCAGCUGGAGCUGGCCGAGGCGUCACGAUUCAUGCAGACGCUCCUACCAGCAGCUGGAGCUGGCCGAGGCGUCACGAUUCAUGCAGACGCUCCUGCCAGCAGCUGGAGCUGGCCGAGGCGUCACGAUUCAUGCAGACGCUCCUGCCAGCAGCUGGAGCUGGCCGAGGCGUCACGAUUCAUGCAGACGCUCCUGCCAGCAGCUGGGAGCAGGCCGAGGCGUCACGAUUCAUGCAGACGCUCCUACCAGCAGCUGGAGCUGGCCGAGGCGUCACGAUUCAUGUAGACGCUCCUGCCAGCAGCUGGAGCUGGCCGAGGCGUCACGAUUCAUGCAGACGCUCCUGCCAGCAGCUGGAGCUGGCCGAGGCGUCACGAUUCAUGCAGACGCUCCUGCCAGCAGCUGGGAGCAGGCCGAGGCGUGACGAUUCAUGCAGACGCUCCUACCAGCAGCUGGAGCUGGCCGAGGCGUCACGAUUCAUGCAGACGCUCCUACCAGCAGCUGGAGCUGGCCGAGGCGUCACGAUUCAUGCAGACGCUCCUGCCAGCAGCUGGGAGCUGGCCGAGGCGUCACGAUUCAUGCAGACGCUCCUGCCAGCAGCUGGGCCGAGGCGUCACGAUUCAUGCAGACGCUCCUGCCAGCAGCUGGAGCUGGCCGAGGCGUCACGAUUCAUGCAGACGCUCCUGCCAGCAGCUGGAGCUGGCCGAGGCGUGACGAUUCAUGCAGACGCUCCUGCCAGCAGCUGGGCCGAGGCGUCACGAUUCAUGCAGGCGCUCCUACCAGCAGCUGGGCCGAGGCGUCACGAUUCAUGCAGACGCUCCUGCCAGCAGCUGGAGCUGGCCGAGGCGUCACGAUUCAUGCAGACGCUCCUGCCAGCAGCUGGAGCUGGCCGAGGCGUCACGAUUCAUGCAGACGCUCCUGCCAGCAGCUGGAGCUGGCCGAGGCGUCACGAUUCAUGCAGACGCUCCUGCCAGCAGCUGGAGCUGGCCGAGGCGUGA
Molecule: messenger RNA, 1197 nt
Organism: Knipowitschia caucasica
Lineage: Eukaryota; Metazoa; Chordata; Actinopteri; Gobiiformes; Gobiidae
Source: the annotation of a GenBank genome assembly